Messenger RNA from Grus americana (Whooping crane), 1729 nucleotides. Its product is annotated as retinol dehydrogenase 12-like. The coding region runs from base 1 to 1473 and encodes 490 amino acids. The record is from RefSeq and is a predicted model, not a curated record. The transcript is spliced from 6 exons. NCBI's taxonomy places the organism in Eukaryota, Metazoa, Chordata, Aves, Gruiformes, Gruidae.
AUGAGAUUUAACGGGGUGAAAUGUCUGCACGGCUUUACCGCGAGAGCUCUCCCUGGGGUUUGCCGCCGCCCCGUGUCCCUGGGCUGCAGCGCCGGCCCCGGUCUUUUCUAUAAAGAACCAGUUUUUGGCUGUGAGGGCGUGGGGCGAUGCUCAGGGAACGCUGAGCGCAGGGGCGGGGCAGGAGCCCAGUGCCGGGAAAUGCUGGAGGCUUUUGAGGCCGGUGGUGCUCGGCCAGUGCCAGAGGCCCAGAGGCUGCGGGAGCCCCGGGAAGGCUGGAGCCAUUCCUGGGUGCCCGGUGAAGGGCCGUGCCCGCGUCCCCAGGCUGCCUGCCCCGGUCGGGAGGACGGGGACCUCGAGUCAAGGCCACCAUACCAGGGCCGCCAGGCUGGGCGAAGGUCCUCGGCCAACCUCCGACCCCAUCCGGACUCCGUCCCCCAGCCACACCCCGGUGUCCUAGCCAGAUCCUGCACCCCGGCCGGACCCCGUGCCCCAGCCAUGGAGCUGCCGAGCGCCUGCAGCCACCCGUGUUGGUUCCUGCUCACGCUGCUCCUGGGGCUGCUCCUCUGGGCCAGGAGGAGAUGCGCUUGGGACCCCCGCAAGUGUCCCACUGACCUGACCGGCAAGACGGUGAUUGUCACCGGAGCCAACAGUGGGAUCGGCAAGCGCGUGGCCCUGGAGCUGGCUCGCAGGAAUGCUCGCACCAUCCUGGCGUGCCGGAGCCAGGAGCGGGGCCGGGCAGCGGUGGAGGAGAUCCGGGCAGCCACCGGCAACCCCGCGGUGCUGCUGCGGCUGCUGGACACCAGCUCGCUGGCCUCCGUGCGCGCCUUCGCCCAGGCCGUGCUGCGGGAGGAGAAGCGGCUGGACGUGCUGGUGAACAACGCUGGGCUCACCGGGCUGCCCUUCACCAUCACGCCGGAGGGGCUGGAGCAGACCUUCGCCACAAACUACCUGGGCCCGUUCCUGCUCACCAACCUGCUGCUGGACCUCCUGAAGGCGUCGGCGCCCGCCCGCAUCGUCAACGUCUCGUCCUUCCGGCACAGCGUGGGCACUGUCGACAGCCGCUACCUCACCGGGCAGGAGCGGCUCCGCGGCUCCGACGCCGCCUACAACAGCACCAAGCUGAUGAACGUCCUCUUCACCGCCGAGCUGGCGCGGCGCCUGCAGGGCACAGGGGUGACUGCCAACGCCUUGAGCCCCGGCGUGGUGAGCACCAGCAUCAUGCGCCACUUCGGCUGGGCUGUCCGGGCGCUCUUCACCCUCAUCCGCCCCUUCAUCAAGUCGGCAGAGCAGGGGGCCGUCAGCACCAUUUACUGCGCCGUCUCGGAGGAGGCCGCGGGCAUCACCGGCAAGUACUUUGACAGCGACUGCGGGCUGGCGCUGCCCUCCAUGGCUGCCCGCGACACCGGCCUCGCUCGCAAGCUCUGGGAGGAGUCGGAGCGGCUGACGGGGCUCACCAACAGCCCCCGGCACUGACCCGGCCGUGGCUCUGCGUGGGGACGCGGCUGUGCCACCCGGCACUGCCAGCCCCCGUGGCGAGGUCCCCGUGGCUCCCCGGGACUGGCCGCUGCCAGGGGUGCCAGCGCUGCAGGGCGCAGCAGAGGGGUCACCCUGCCUGACCCAGACCCCGGCCCCGCAGGCGCAGCCCCUUCCCAAAAGGGAACGGCUGCCGUGACGCGGCACAGACCGUGUCGCCACCGCAGUGUAACUCCUUUAUUAAAAGGCCCUGUGC